This is a messenger RNA of Chrysochloris asiatica (Cape golden mole), 672 nucleotides long. RefSeq names its product family with sequence similarity 173, member B (gene ATPSCKMT). The transcript is spliced from 5 exons. Gene Ontology annotation, cellular component: mitochondrion. The record is from RefSeq and is a predicted model, not a curated record. Bases 1 to 672 code for a protein of 223 amino acids. Gene Ontology annotation, biological process: positive regulation of proton-transporting ATP synthase activity, rotational mechanism; regulation of mitochondrial ATP synthesis coupled proton transport; peptidyl-lysine trimethylation. Gene Ontology annotation, molecular function: protein-lysine N-methyltransferase activity. Lineage: Eukaryota; Metazoa; Chordata; Mammalia; Afrosoricida; Chrysochloridae.
AUGGCGAACGGAGGUGUCUCCCUGGAAUUGCUCCCUGGAGCAAGUCCUCCCCCACCUGAAGCUGACCGCUCGAAGGAAAGUCGCUGGGGGCUCCUCUUGACCGGGGCUGUUGGCGGGGUGCUGGUGGCCGUGUAUGCAGUGGCCACCCCUUUUGUGAUGCCAGCCCUGCGCCGAGUGUGCCUGCCCUUCGUUCCUGCCACCCCGCGGCAGCUGGACAACGUUGUGAGGAUGCUACGCAGCCGGAGCGGGCCCCUGGUGGACAUCGGCAGUGGGGACGGGCGCGUGGUGAUAGCAGCUGCCAAGGAGGGGUUCCCAGCUGUUGGUUAUGAGCUAAACCCAUGGCUGGUGUGGUACUCCCGAUACCGGGCGUGGCGAGAAGGUGUGCACGAGUCUGCCACGUUCCACAGGUCCGAUUUGUGGAAGGUGACGUUUUCGCAGUUCUCCAAUGUGGUUAUUUUCGGAGUGCCGCAGAUGAUGCUGCAGUUGGAGAAGAAGCUUGAGCUUGAACUUCAGGAUGAUGCCAGAGUCAUUGCUUGCCGCUUCCCCUUCCCACACUGGACCCCAGAUCACGUCACUGGAGAGGGGACAGACACUGUGUGGGCAUAUGACAUGAGCACGUUUAGAGCAAGUGUGAGAGGAUCCCCAGUGGCCAUGCCGUGUCAGCCUCGGUGA